Molecule: messenger RNA, 1305 nt
Organism: Exophiala viscosa
Lineage: Eukaryota; Fungi; Ascomycota; Eurotiomycetes; Chaetothyriales; Herpotrichiellaceae
Product: putative endo-beta-1,6-glucanase
Exons: 3
Coding region: 1-1305 (434 amino acids)
Biological process (GO): glucan catabolic process
Cellular component (GO): extracellular region; cell surface
Molecular function (GO): beta-glucosidase activity
Source: RefSeq, a predicted model, not a curated record
AUGCAUUUCAAUGUCUAUGCUUGUAUCGUGGGAUGCCUCGCUCUAGGCUCGCAUGCCUGGCUGCCCGGUGAACAUAGACAAAUACUGUCGAAGGAUGGAGUCGAUUUUUUCAACCGGAGCAGCCUUCACCAGGCUGGACUUUUGAAGAAGAGGUAUCUCCCUACCAGCUAUGGCAACGACAAGAAUGCUAUUCGAGGUGUCAAUCUGGGUUCACUCUUCAUCAUCGAAAACUGGCUGUCGAACGAUAUCUUCGCCGGCUGGGGCUGCACUGAUACUUCGGAGUUCGAUUGUGUUUCAUCGCUCAACAAUCAAACAAAGGCCAAUAGCGACUUCCAGAGUCAUUGGAACUCGUGGAUCACGCAAGAUGACUUUACUAAAAUGGUUUCCUACGGUUUGAACACUGUCCGAAUACCGGUCGGGUAUUGGUUUCUCGAGAGCAUCGUCGAUUCGAGCGAGCAUUUCGCCCAAGGCGGCGAGCAAUACCUCGAUCAAGUCGUCGGAUGGGCGAAAGAUGCCGGUCUCUAUGUCAUCAUCGACCUCCACGGUGCUCCGGGUGCUCAAGUCACUGAUGCCGACACGGGCCAACUCAAUCCCAGCCCUGACUUCUACGACGACUACAACUACAACCGGUCCUACACGUGGCUAGAGUGGAUGACGAACAAGGUGCAUACCAACGACGCCUACACGACAGUCGGCAUGUUAGAGAUCGUCAAUGAGCCCGAGCGGACAUGGGACACCUCGACAUAUCCCAGUGCCGUUGCAAAUGCGGACAGUAUGAGAGAGACAUACUAUCCAACCGCAUGGUCAACGAUCCGCAACAAAGAGUCCUCACUGGGUGUUGCCUCCGACUCACAAUUGUCAAUCAUGAUGAUGGACAAGAAAUGGGGCUCUGGCGAUCCAGACCAGUACCUCACGGAUUUGACGCUUGCCGCCUACGAUGAUCACGAAUACGUCAAGUACGCCGGCGUCGCCGAGACCCAGGACGCUUAUCUCAGCUAUUCCUGCAACGACAGCAGAUCUGGCAACUGGCCCGUCUUCGUUGGCGAGUGGUCUCUUUCAGUGGCGGACGAUAUCCAGUGGACUUCGGGAUGGGAUCCUACGGUCGAAGCGAACAAGGCUUUCUACAAGAAGUGGUGGGCAGCCCAGGUCAUGUCUUACGAGAAGACGGCGCAGGGCUGGGUAUUUUGGACGUGGAAGACGUCAGGCAGUCUCAACGACCCGCGCUGGGACUAUCAGAUGGCAGUUACGGCCGGGCUUAUCGACGCGGAUAUCGAUAAUGCGUAUACCUUGGGCGCGUGCAGCUAG